AUGACACUGAAGACAACAAAUGAAAUAUGGAACUUCCUAAAGAAGGAAUAUGAAGGAAAUGAACGAGUCAAAGGUAUGCAAGUGCUGAACCUUAUUAGAGAAUUUGAGAUGCAAAGGAUGAAAGAAUCAGAAACAAUCAAGGAUUACUCAGACAGACUUCUUAGUAUUGUUAACAAAGUAAGACUUCUUGGUACUGACUCUUCUGAUUCUAGAAUAGUUCAGAAAAUUUUUAUAACAGUUCCUAAAAAGUUUAAGACUACAAUAUCAUCUCUAGAAAACUCAAAAGAUGUGUCAAGUAUCACCUUGGCAGAGCUGUUGAAUGCAUUACAGGCUCAAGAACAAAGGAGGCUUAUGAGACAAGAAGGAUCUGUGGAGGGUGCAUUUCAGGUCAUAUCUCAGUACGAGAAAGAGAUGUAA
Vitis riparia (riverbank grape) is the source of this 417-nucleotide messenger RNA. RefSeq lists its product as uncharacterized. Lineage: Eukaryota; Viridiplantae; Streptophyta; Magnoliopsida; Vitales; Vitaceae. The record is from RefSeq and is a predicted model, not a curated record. The transcript has a single exon. Bases 1 to 417 code for a protein of 138 amino acids.